AUGUCUUUGGAGGUGGAAUCAGCAGAGUAAGUAGCCCAGCUAAAAAAAUGAUCAUUUCUUUGUCAUUUGUGUGAUAAAAUCCCUCCUAACAUCACAUUAGAUCGCAGUUUUAAUGAGUGAGGCCUGGUUCAUCCUUUACCUUUGGCGCUGAGCUAAGCUAAAAGCUAACUCGGAAAUGUGGUAAUUUCAUGGAUUUUUUUCUGCUUUAUUAUCAAGAGUAUGUCGUAUUAUUAUAACAGGGAAGUUGUGCUGUUAUAAAUUGUUCUGUUUAGAGUUAAAGUGAGGGUAUAUGAAGGGGCAGAUGAAGUUAGUUAACGGUAACGUAACCUAAUGUAGCCGAGAGGCAGCCAGAUUCUGAUCUAAUCAGGGAUAUAAAGUGGGAAAAGUAUAUUUCAAAGCUGAAAUUUAGGGUAAAAAUGAAAGAGAUUAUAUGUAAAUUUAAGAGGUUUCAUUUGUCCUGACUCUAAAGUCACUAAGAUAACCGGUGACAACCAUGUUGGUAAUGUUAAAAUGACUUGAUCUUAUUUGUGAGGUGUUUGAGUUCCCAAGAAUAUAACUGUUCUAAACAAUCAGAUAUGAACUUUUUAUUGUCAUUUUGUUUAUGUUGUUUUGUUAAUUUUUACCAGAACCUGCUCUCAUGUCCAUUUUGAAUCUUAUGUUUUGUUAACUCAAGUUCCCUGUCAUCUAUACCGUUCAAGUAUACAUCAACUUCUCAUAACUGUUGGGACAAGCGAGCUUUUUCCCUACAGCAGUCAUGUAACAUCAUACUGACGGGUGUCUUUUCUGUCUCCGUUAGCGUGAUCCGUCUGAUCAUGCAGUACUUGAAAGAGAAUAGCCUGCACCGGACUCUGGCGACUCUGCAGGAGGAGACCACGGUGUCUCUGAACACUGUGGACAGUAUCGAGAGCUUCGUGGCAGACAUUAACAGCGGCCACUGGGACACUGUCCUGCAAGCUAUCCAGUCCCUCAAGCUGCCAGAUAAGACCCUCAUAGACCUCUAUGAGCAGGUGAGAUAUGUGAACAUGUUAUCUUUAACUCUGUUGCUCUUUAUGAAGUGAGGAGAAGCUGGUUCAUGAUUCCUGGAGUCACUUUGCCUCUAAAUCUGUCUUUGUUGUUUCCUGAGCAGGUUGUGCUGGAGCUGAUCGAGUUGAGAGAGUUGGGUGCAGCCCGUUCACUCCUCAGACAGACCGACCCCAUGAUCAUGCUGAAACAGACCCAACCGGAGAGGUACAUCCACCUGGAGAACCUGCUGGCUCGCUCUUACUUUGAUCCCAGAGAGGUGAGUCCAAACAAGACCAACGUCAUCUUAGGGAAACUGAUACCAAACAUACAGAUAAACGAACUUAUUAAAACCGUUAUCAUUAUUUAGUUUUGUUCGUUGUGUUUCUUGUUCUCCAGGCGUAUCCAGAUGGCAGCAGUAAAGAGAAGCGGCGUGCCGCCAUCGCACAGGCCCUGGCAGGGGAGGUCAGCGUGGUACCGCCCUCUCGUCUCAUGGCUCUGCUGGGACAGGUAAGCUUCUCUAUAACCUGCACCUCUCGUGAUGUUUACUCUCGACACAGAGACUCAACCCUAAAGGCUAAUAGCAGCCUCAUUAUUUGUACUUAUGCCUGAUAAUCAAUGAGCUGUUUUUAUGUUUGUGUUCUUCUCCUUUAGUCUCUGAAGUGGCAGCAGCACCAGGGUCUCCUGCCUCCUGGUAUGACCAUCGAUUUGUUCAGAGGUAAAGCUGCUGUCAAAGAUGUGGAGGAGGAGCGAUUCCCCACCCAGCUCAGCAGACACAUCAAGGUACAGACGCUGGAGAAACAACCUUACAAACCUGUAUUUCACUUUCCUGGAGGGUUUCGAUUUGAGUUGUUUUUGUUCUCUGCACAGUUUGGACAGAAAUCUCAUGUGGAGUGUUCCCGGUUCUCCCCUGAUGGUCAGUAUCUGGUCACUGGUUCUGUGGACGGCUUCAUCGAGGUCUGGAACUUCACCACCGGCAAAAUCAGAAAGGUAGCGCAUUUCAAAUGAAGACCCAAACACCACAAUCGCUGUCUGGUUGAAUAUGACCCCACCUCUCCCACUCCUUCAUUUCUAAAUAACUCAUAAUCUUAAAAAAAAAUUAAUGUCUACUUAACGUCUCCUGCAGGAUCUGAAGUACCAGGCUCAGGAUAACUUCAUGAUGAUGGACGAUGCCGUGUUGUGUAUGUGCUUCAGUCGAGACUCAGAGAUGUUGGCAACCGGAGCUCAGGACGGAAAGAUCAAGGUGAGGCGAAACGGUUUACUUUUGUUCCCCUCAUGCUUUCAUAUCCUCGGUUUAUUUUAUUGUGAACCUCUCAAAAAAGGCUGGUUUGUGAUCCAUGAAAAACACAAUAGUCCAUUUGAUAUCCAAACACCUGACAGUUCUAGCAAAUUGCCUUUUCCUUUCCUGACACUCAAAACGAUUAUUUCCUCAAUGAUUUUUCUGUCAUCUCAGGCAUUUUCCUCCUUAUUCAAAUACCGUGGAUGUCUUUGUUCCUAUUGUUGUGAAUUGCAGAAAUUAAUCUUUUCAGACUCAAAGUAAUGUAAGCUUUUCUUGAAUGUGUGUGUGCAGGUGUGGAAGAUCCAGAGCGGUCAGUGUUUGAGGAGAUUUGAACGUGCGCACAGUAAAGGAGUAACAUGCGUCAGUUUCUGCAAAGACAGCAGUCAGCUCCUCAGCGCCUCCUUUGACCAGACGAUCAGGUAAACAAACAGACACCUUCACUUUGAUUCAUCACUUUUAUUCUCAGGGGUGUGUUUCUCUGGGUUUAUGACUCUAAUGACAUUCACUCGUCCACGUGGAUGGUUGUUGGUUUUCAGUGUGCAGUACUGGUGGUUUGUUUACAUCUCCUAAGCCGCUGUACUUCAAAGUAUGUCACACAUGUCCGUCAGCUGACAGAUAAAGACUCAGAUGUUGCUAUGGUAAAACUAGCUUGACUUUUUGCAGUUUAAGACCCCCUGUAAUUUUUCAGGUACCAGAUGUAAACUAAGAAAGUUAGAUGUAAAAACAAAGUUCACUAAGAGGAAAAAAGGAAGCGUCUUAAACAUCAGGAAAUGAUGCAGAAAUGACACAGUUGGUGCAGAAAAUAAAACCAAAACUCAUCACUGUUAUUGUUUUAGCUUACAGGAACCCCCCCCUAAAUGCACAUUUUUCUCUCGUUGUUGUAGAAUCCAUGGUCUGAAGUCAGGUAAAACCCUCAAAGAGUUCAGAGGUCACUCCUCAUUCGUAAAUGAAGCCACCUUCACUCCAGACGGCCACCACAUCAUCAGCGCGUCCUCAGACGGGACAGUCAAGGUGAGAGUGGAAGCUGCAACAUCUCCAUGAAUCCCGCUGAUACGCGGUUUGUCCUGUACCUCAUCUCUCUGUCUCUGGAUCUGCUUCAGGUGUGGAACAUGAAGACCACAGAGUGCUCCAACACCUUCAAGCCUCUGGGCACAUCAGCGGGCACAGACAUCACAGUGAAUAACGUCGUCCUGCUGCCCAAGAACCCGGAGCACUUUGUCGUGUGUAACCGCUCCAACACGGUGGUCAUCAUGAACAUGCAGGGACAGGUCAGUCUAUGUUUGGAUCACUCUGUUAUCUGCUAACAGAGGGACAGCAGGUCGCUCUGCAGCCUUCACCGGUUUGAUCACAUUUGGUAUUGAUUGUGAAUCUAGUCGUUGUUUUAGGCUGAUUGUGAUUUCUUUUUCAUACGGAGAAGUGGACGACAAACUGGUGUAGCUUUUUUUAAGGUGUUUGCUUUUGCUCCGUUUUCACCCACCUGCUUUCUACAGAUCGUGAGGAGUUUCAGCUCCGGUAAGAGGGAAGGUGGUGACUUCGUGUGCUGCACUCUGUCGCCCCGCGGCGAGUGGAUCUACUGCGUGGGAGAAGACUUUGUGCUUUACUGCUUCAGCACAGUCACCGGCAAACUGGAGAGAACACUGACGGUGCGUCUCUGAACUUGAUCAAACUUCACAUCAUGUUCCCUCCUCUGCUUCUGCCUCAAAGUCCUGACUUCAGUUUUCUUUUUUUGUUUUAUCCAAACCCUAAAAGUGAGACAGAAGUAGAUCUUUAAGUGAGCUGCAGUUGAACAGGAUAAGAAAGAGUUGUUAAAGCUGCCUUAUUAUAGAGAUAAAUAUCCUCCUGCUCAUUUUUGCGCCUCCUCUCUCCAGGUCCACGAAAAGGACGUGAUCGGUAUCGCCCACCAUCCCCAUCAGAACCUGAUCGGCACCUACAGCGAAGACGGUCUGCUGAAGCUCUGGAAGCCUUGA
Molecule: messenger RNA, 4245 nt
Organism: Xyrichtys novacula (pearly razorfish)
Lineage: Eukaryota; Metazoa; Chordata; Actinopteri; Labriformes; Labridae
Source: the annotation of a GenBank genome assembly